AUGGCAGACUUCCCCAGCACCGCCGCUCUGCUCGAAAAUCUGCAGGAUGAUUCGAAGGGACUGGAUAUUCUCGCUUACCUGCUGGAAUUGCAGGUAGAAAAUAAGCCCGAGACGGGUGUCAAUAACCCACAAAUAGAUAAUCUAGCAAACCGGCUGUAUAGCUUGACUUUCUAUCCCAAGGACCAAACUCAGGAUCUCAGACAAAGGUUGUCUGACACUGUUAUGCUCUUGCAGCGGCAUGAGAAGCUUCGUUUGAGGGGAUGCAUUUUGUCGAGACUGAUCCCAGAAACGCUAAUAUUGAUCAGACUAUCCCUCCUGAAUUGCAAAGACGAAUAUGGGCCAGCACUAUCAACUAUAUAUGCAUCUGCACCUAGUUAUUCUGCAUUGUGGGAGGAUACCAAUAGCCCUGACGCCCAGAAGAAUGUAGGCCCACUCGAUGUUGAUGCAGAAACCCAGAAUGCAGAAUCACAGGUUGAAACUCGGCUUAAUGCGUUUCUUGUAGAGGGAAGGGCAUCGAUUUUUCAGGCCACGAAAGAUCGCCUACUUUUCCUGGAAGAUAUAUUAUCGGAGUCGAAUGACAACCUAAGACCACUUCUCCAGGAUCAAAAGUCAUUGACCACUCUGCUGAUGAGGAUGUGUGUAUCCGCAACAUACAUCUAUGAACAAAGUAUAAUCUUACUCUCAGUGCGGCUCCUGCGUAGAAUCAACUCCAUCCAUAACGACUUUCUCAACAGGAACUUGUUGGAUAGCCAGCCACCACUUGAUGCAGAAAUAUUCAAACAUCUUGAAGUCCUGCUUCGAUCAGGGCACAAAAUUCAAGUGAACGCCGGGUAUCACCUGUGGGUUGGGCUUCUAGACAGCCAUAAUGAACUUUUCGACUUGAACUCUAUCAUCCAGAGUGAUAGUUAUUGGGACUAUAUUCUGAAUGGGCUGGAUGAAACCUCUGGAGAAAUUAAGAAAAUAUGUCUUCAUAUACUCUGGUCAACUCUACAACAAUUACCAGGCGACCUAAACUUACGAAAUUUUAAAUGGGAUUUCAAAAACAGAACUUCUCAGUUGGAGUUUUGGAAAACGUACAUUACUUUCACCGAAAUGCUUGCCUUAGACAAUUCUGUCAAUCAACUCCGUCUAGCAUCGUCCGAGCUCGAGAGAUUGAUUCAACAAGCAAAUACUAUGAGUAUUCCAAAUAUUUGGAUUCUCAUCCUUCUCUCCCAGGGUUUCCAGAACUCAAGCGCUGGUGAUAUGUCCCUUCGGUUAUCGGAAUUCGUUCUGAGAUUGAAUACGGAGGCUCUGUGGUGGACGAAGUCAGAAAACGCCGCAUCUGAUAGGUCACCUUUAGAUUUCUUUCGAAGUGUGUACCCCGCCAAAACACUCUUCCCGCAGGUUUUUAAGACUCCGAAUUUCAAUGUUAGCGUCCUAGCGCAGAACGUUUGUGAGCAUGGAAACGCCAUCACAUCAUUCGUUCAAAAGAUUCUCACUAUCAGCCAAGAUAACGACGAGAAUUUUCAAGAUCUUAUAGGAUCCCUUCUUGAGACAGUCUUUGAUCAGUUGGGCCAAGCGAACGCAGGGCAGUUUUAUGCAUUGAAGGGUAUUUUCAACACUACAAGGUCCCAGAACGCCUGCCUAUCCCUUCGUCAUGGUACUUUACUUGCGAAAAUAGCAAAUAUACCCCUUGAUAACAUCCUCCGCGGUGAUAUGAAAUCGUUGAUUUGCCUAUUGCUAUCUCUGAAGCUUGGUUUAAAAUCCGAAAUAGUAUCUAGUUACGUACAAUUAAGCCUUGUCUCUCAAAUUCUCCGGAAUCAUCCAAAACUCCUAGAUGAGUCGCGAACAAGGCACAUAAUUGAAACGCUCAACCUUGAUGCGUCCCAACUUACUGCGAUUAUCGACCGGCUUAGCCUUGAUACCGUGGAUGAUACAGAUGUCGGUCUGUAUAGCCUAGUAGUAGCAAUUGGUCUAAGGCUUUCAAAUCCGGUCUCUCUUCUUAGGGUUCCUAGAACCGAAGCAGAAGUUUCAAGAGAUGGACUAAUUGCCAAUCGUGUAUUGUUACGGCUUCUUGAGUAUGGUCAUGGCAUACUGGAAGCUCUUCGAAAUAUUCCCGAAGUCCGGAGAUUUGUCACUUCCAUCUUCCAAGAUAUCUUCGACAACGGGGCUCAUUCUUCACACCAUCCUGAUGUCUCACUAUUAAUCCCGUUCCUAGAACCCCGGGAGCGAGCCAGUAUCCAGCAAUCUGCCAUGGCCGUUCUUCAGGAUAUUAGUGAAAAUUGGACAGCAGGGUUCAGUGAUAUAGGUGAUUUGCUGACCACACUGAGGCUCUACCUACGACUUUGCAUCGGUUGCAUGCGAAGUAAUGAAUACGAGGAGAUUCCGGCUAGCGUUAUCAAUGCGGCUGUGGCUAGAACUGCUUCAUUCUGUGAAGAUGUGUAUGAAAAAGUCAAAAAGAAAAAGGAAUUACAUGAAGUUCUUGGGUGCUUCUUAGAAUUAAUCGAAAUCGUGGUCAAAACUCGAAAUAAGAUGCCAGCUGAUCUAGGGUAUUACAUCUUAAUCACUCUCCAUAUUAACGUAUUGCCAUACGUGGAUGGAACUGGUUUUUCAAUCAUCCUUGAUUGCAUAGAACAUAUCCUAGUAGCGUGCCCUGAAGCUUUGCAAAUGGUGGACGACUUAAACGAACUCCUUCAACAGUGGGCCAUCAAAGCGGACGAAGAUAGAUUGGGCAGGGAUCAAAAAUCGAAUCAAGUCAAAGCAAUAGCCAUAAUUUUACACCCGGCUAUCCUCGAUGCGUCUGUGGCUACGGGGCCCACAUUAAUAAAAAUUUGCAAAGAUACCCAGAAACACAUGGCGAAACGACGUGGACUUGCCCCCGCUCUUGCGAAGGCGUUAUGUAAUGCUUUCGACGUUACCUCUGCAACAUUCUGUAGAGAACAUGGGUUCACAGAGGUGCUGCAUGAAUUCUUGGUUCCGAGCGUAUCUAAGAAGGAUGACAACAAUUUCGAUGUCGAAGAGGCUUUGUCCGUAAUUUUCGACGAUAUAUCUGGGGCUACAGGAUUAUAUGAAAAAUACCAUGGAGAAAAGGAAAAGAUAGCACAAGCUAGGAUUUUCGAUCUUCUUGCACGAUUUGACUACGACGACGCAAUUGAGGAACUAUGGGCCAAGACACUCCUUGAUGAAAUAUUUGAGCCAUGGACCGAAAUUGACCCAAAAGAUCCGAUGUCUCUAAGGGUCGUCCAGAAGUGGAAGAAAACCCAACAACUUCAAGCAGUUCUCCUUCUCGAACGCUUUAUAACCGAAGAUGACGCUGACGACCAUCUUGAAGCUAUCUUUGUGGCAUUAUCAAGAGAGGCUAAUCCCAGAUAUAAGUUCCUUCUAGAAUGGAUGGCAUUCAGAUGCAUUCUCAGAUUCCCGAAUCUCAGAAGUGUAGUUUGGGAACGUUUCGAAACAACGGAGGACGAUAUACCAAGUUACAAAGUCUCCCUCCUCCGCCUCGCCUACCUAAUUAGCGUCCAUAUUCAAGACGCCGAACAAGAACAGUUCUUCACAGACCUAGUGACCCGUGCUAUCCCUUGCGCAACCUCAAACAAGGUCACAAUCCGCCACGAAGGUGCAGAACUGAUCCCAAAGUUAUACGAAGAAGCUACAAAACUCGGUUAUACCACUCUUAUUGAAAACCCAAUGUUCAAAAGUAUUUAUGACUAUAUAAUGGGCACACCUUACCGAAAGGUUAUGGUCCCGUCACCUACGGAUUCAUUUGACCCAGUUCAGGACUUUUCACUUGUUGGUGUUCUUGCGGGGAGUUACAUAUGCUGUGAUGGAGGCGGAGAUAUCAUCCCACUCUUCUUCGCUGAAGACUUCGCAUCUUUUGAUGCAGAUACAAAAACACAUUACCUCCCAAUUGGAACAAACCCUCCCCCCUUCUCCGAGUCUACCUCUUCAACUAAUCCCAAGGAAACGGCUGAUAAACCCCAAUCCUCAACAACGGGGCCAAUACAAACCAAAGGCGGUGACUGGGAUAUCAAAAGCCUUCUCUCCCGUCAGGACGCAUUCCAAUCUCGCCAUUCUACUCGACGACAGGCUCAUCAAAUCGACGUCGUAGCAAGUCUGGUGGACAACCAUUACAACCUCGGUGGUAUAUGCCGUGUCUGCGAACUAUCUGGCGUUCAAAAAAUGUAUAUGGGUAACAAAGCCACCGCAUUGAAAGCAAAGGAGUUUACAUCCGUCUCCGUAUCCUCAGAACAUUGGCUACCUAUCGAAGAAGUCAAGAAGCAGGAAGUGAGAGAGUUGUUGGCAAAAAGAAGACAGGACGGAUAUACUAUCGUGGGGAUUGAACAGACGGAUCGGAGUAUCAUUCUUGGUACCAAGGAUUUUGUGUUCCCGUUGAAGACAGUAUUGGUUAUUGGGGCUGAAAAGACGGGAAUUCCUCCUGAAUUGUUGGUAGAGAUGGAUAUUUGUGUGGAGGUCAAGCAAUUUGGUGAGACGAGAUCUAUGAAUGUCCAGACGGCGACUGCGGUGGUAUUGUAUGAAUAUGUUCGACAGAAUGGUGGCAUUCAAUAA
Messenger RNA from Orbilia oligospora ATCC 24927, 4545 nucleotides. RefSeq lists its product as uncharacterized. The record is from RefSeq and is a predicted model, not a curated record. NCBI's taxonomy places the organism in Eukaryota, Fungi, Ascomycota, Orbiliomycetes, Orbiliales, Orbiliaceae. Gene Ontology annotation, molecular function: RNA binding; tRNA (guanine) methyltransferase activity. Bases 1 to 4545 code for a protein of 1514 amino acids. The transcript is spliced from 17 exons. Gene Ontology annotation, biological process: tRNA methylation.